GAAAGGACAAGCAGAGUAACUUCAAGUUCUCCGAUUACAACAUCAUCAUCUCAAUCUCUUCCGUUCGUCAUCCCAAGUUCAUCAUGUCUGUCUCCACUCAAGGAUUCGUUGCCAUUCUGGGCUGCACUUUGGUGAUUAUGGCCGCCUCAGCAAAGGCCGAUGAUCAACAAAGAGGCGUCUUGGUGGACCAGAGCAUUGCCAGCAAGGCUUGUCUCGGCCGGGAUAAGGCCGAAAAAUAUGCCCAAGCUGCAUUCGAAUGCCAAGCUGCCUUGACUCCGGAUUUUGAUGAGGAAGUCCCAGAGGAAACUUUUGAACCUGUUGAGCCCUUCAAUUUCUUGGACUUUUUGGUUGGAUUUUCUGCUGAGAAGCUCUGCGUGGCCAAUAAACUCGGGUGGCUUGAUGAAGAGGGAGAUACUCUGGAUCUCCAGUCUUUGAAAGGCUUCUUCUUGUCCACCCCUAUGAACAGUUCAGUGGACUUCAAUAGGGCCCUAGAUUUCUGUCAAGCCCAAGUUGAGUCCUCGAAUGUGUUGGCGUAUCUCCACAACCUCCACAAUUUGGGCUUGAUCGAGUUGGAAGAAGAUCUUGGAGAAACAUACAUCAAUGCCGAUGGGUGGAUCAACGUGAACGAGGCCAUUGCUUCUUUGGAUGAUGCUUCCCUGACCCUGGCUACCCGGAUUUCCCGAGAAAUGGACUUCCUUCAAUGCAUGAGCCUGUGUGAUCAAGUGGCUUGCCAACUUUAUGUUACUGCCAUUGUCGAGACCGGCACCGAAGCUUAAGGAUUGUAACUAUCAAGUGAAUGCGGAUAAUUAAAGCUGUUCUUUUUGUUUUUGAUGACAA
This is a messenger RNA of Tigriopus californicus, 837 nucleotides long. RefSeq lists its product as uncharacterized. The record is from RefSeq and is a predicted model, not a curated record. NCBI's taxonomy places the organism in Eukaryota, Metazoa, Arthropoda, Copepoda, Harpacticoida, Harpacticidae. The coding region runs from base 84 to 776 and encodes 230 amino acids. The transcript has 3 exons.